AUGCCAAAGGAAAAGGCUCCCAAGCGUGCUGCCAAGAAGACUGAGAAGAAGAAGAAGGAUCCCAACGCACCAAAGCGUGGUCUUUCUGCAUACAUGUUCUUCGCCAACGAACAACGUGAUAACGUUCGUGAGGAGAACCCCGGAAUCUCUUUCGGUCAAGUCGGAAAGGUUCUCGGUGAACGCUGGAAGGCUUUGAACGAGAAGCAAAGAACUCCUUACGAGGAGUCUGCUGCCAAAGAUAAGAAACGUUACGAAGAGGAGAAGGCCAAUUACAACGUAAGUCUUACAGCCGAUGCUGAGGAGGAAGAGUCUUCUUAG
Messenger RNA from Botrytis sinoallii, 318 nucleotides. RefSeq lists its product as uncharacterized. Lineage: Eukaryota; Fungi; Ascomycota; Leotiomycetes; Helotiales; Sclerotiniaceae. The transcript has 4 exons. The record is from RefSeq and is a predicted model, not a curated record. The coding region runs from base 1 to 318 and encodes 105 amino acids.